AUGGGCGUUCCAAAGUUCUUCAGAUGGCUCUCAGAGCGUUAUCCAGCAAUUUCGCAGCUCAUUGCAGAGAAUCGCAUUCCCGAGUUUGACUGCCUCUACCUCGACAUGAAUGGGAUCAUCCACAACUGCACACACAAAGACUCAGACUCGCCCACUUUUCGCAUGACGGAAGAUAAAAUGUUUAUCGCUAUAUUCAACUAUAUUGAACAUCUUUUCGGCAAAAUCAAGCCAAAGAAACUUUUCUUCAUGGCGAUCGACGGUGUCGCCCCUCGAGCGAAAAUGAACCAACAACGAGCUCGCCGCUUUCGGACGGCGUUAGAUGCAGAAAUGGCGAAAGAAAAGGCAAUUCGAGAGGGAGUCGAGAUGCCCAAAGAGGAUGCUUUUGAUAGCAACUGCAUCACUCCGGGAACGGAGUUUAUGGCGAAGCUCACGAAACAAUUGAAAUAUUUCAUCAACAAGAAGGUAUCAGAAGAUGCAGAAUGGCAGGGAGUGGAGGUCAUUCUCUCGGGUCAUGAGGUCCCGGGUGAGGGAGAACACAAGAUUAUGGAAUAUAUCCGACAGUCGAAAGCCCAGCCGGGCUAUGAUCCGAACGUCCGCCAUUGCUUAUACGGUUUAGAUGCUGAUCUAAUCAUGUUAGGUUUAUUAAGCCACGACCCCCAUUUCUGUCUACUUCGUGAAGAAGUCACAUUUGGCAGGCAAAGUCAAAAGAAAGUGAAGGAGUUAGAGCAUCAAAAUUUCUACCUUUUGCAUUUAUGCAUUGUUAGGGAGUAUUUGGAACUUGAAUUUCAGGAAUUGGAAGUAGAGGGAGCUCUGAAAUUCGAUUUCGACAUGGAGCGGAUAAUUGACGAUUUCAUUCUGAUGGCUUUCUUUGUUGGCAAUGAUUUCUUACCCAAUCUUCCGAACUUGCAUAUAAACGAAGGCGCAUUGGCGUGGAUGUUUAAGGUAUACAAAGAAGUUUUACCAAAACUGGAUGGAUACAUCAAUGAACGCGGGCGGAUCAAUUUGGAUCGCUUGGGUGUUCUUCUCGACUCGCUGGGCGAUGUCGAGUUCCGGUUCUUCGAGGCCGAGUAUUCCGAUGCUCGAUGGAUUAAAUCCAAACAAAACGUUGGAGAAGAGGUCCAGGAUAUCUCACGCGACCCUAAAACCCUAACCAUCUCCCCAGCCCAGAAACAUAUUCUCAGCAAAGUCAAAAAAUACAUCUCUCAUUGUCCGGUUAAUGACGAUGGCCAGUCCAUUCCGCUGGACCUCUCGCCGUCUCUUCCGGCAAGGGAUAGGAAGUUCGUUGAGCAACUCGCGGACGACCUACGUAUUCCUUGGGCCUCGGUAGCCAACGACCAUGGCGAUCGCUUCUUGAGACUCCAGCUGCCUUCGAACCAGAGGACGGCAAACGAUGAUGAUUCAGGCGAUGAAGACGAAGAGGCCCAGAUCGCCGUGCUGCGCGUUCUCAAGAAAUAUGACAACGCGACGGUCAAGGAGACUACUGCGGAAGAUGCUCAACAAGCCGCAGAGAAGAAAUACGAGCAAAAGUUCCAAGAGUGGAAAAAUAAGUAUUAUCAGGAGAAGUUCGAGUGGGGCACAGACAACGAGGAAGAGAUGCGAAAUAAGAAGAUAGUACCAGAGGCCUAUCACUCAUUGAUGACGUCUCCCGACUCUCCUAUUAUCGAUUUCUACCCUCGAGAUUUUGAAUUGGACAUGAAUGGGAAAAAGAUGGAGUGGGAAGCUGUUGUUAAGAUCCCAUUUAUCAACGAAACCCGCCUUUUGAAUGCGAUGGCCACAAAGGAGCACUUGCUCACGCCAGAGGAAAAAUCAAGAAACAGUUUCGGCGUUACGCUGAAGUUUACUCACUCGCCUGAUAUUGAAUUUACCUAUCCUAGCUCGCUAGUGGGCAUAUUUCCGGAUAUCCCCAAGUGCCAUUGCAUAGAAAAUGUCUACGAGUUGCCAACAAUGGAGGGACUAGAGCCCUAUGUUGGACUGGUAGAUGGCGCUAAAGUGGGUGUUGAGGCGCUGGCCGGAUUCCCCAGCCUGAAAACGUUGCCACAUUCAGGUCAAUUGGGCUUCCAUGGCGUUACAGUGUUCCAGCAGGAAAGCCGCAAUGAAACUAUGGUCGUUACUCUUAUGGAAUCAGAAAUUCGCGCGCGUACUGAGAUUGCCAAGGCGAAAAUAGGGAAAAGGGUGCAUGUCGGGUACCCUUUCCUUCACGAAGCACUGGUCGUGUGCGUCUCGGACGAGCUUUUCGACUAUGUUCAGGUGGACGGUGAGCAACAUAUUGUUCCAAUUCCGCAUGGCCCUGGGCAAAUAGAGCAUUGGAAAAGAAAAGCGGACAGGAUUGAAUCAUAUUACAGCAAGAGGUUGGGCAUGAUAAUUGGCGAAGUAGAGUCGAUCGUGCACGUCCACGUCCUAAAAGGCCUUGUCAAAACGGAGCUUGGAGCUACUGUAAAAGAAUUCGCAGAAAUUCCCGGUAUCGAAACGGAUUACGCCUCGCAAUUGAUCGUGGACGAAGUUAUCAGCCAGGACGAUCGCUUCAUUGAACGGGAGGCAAUUCCUAUUGAGGAGGAAUUUCCAGAGGGCACCAAGGCUUUCUUUUUAGGCGAAUUCAACUAUGGCUCUCCGCUACAUAUUACGGGCCAUGAAGACGGCAAAAUGUUCGGCCUUGUUUCUACCAUCAAAGGCUCAAAAGGAACCCGAUUUCGGCCGCGAGCAGUUGCCCGAAGUUUACGGCUAAACCCACUGACGGUUGCCAAAAUUACAUCCUCGUUCUCCGUCAUGUCGGAAGGCAAGCGCGUUAAUUUGGGAUUAAAUCUCAAAUUCGAAGCGAAAAAGCUGAAAGUGUUGGGCUACUCCCGCCGCGGGCAAAGCGGGUGGGAAUUCAGUGAGAAAGCAAUAAGCCUUCUACAGGAAUACAUGAUCAAAUUCCCGGAUUUCAUUGCAGGAAUUCAGCGAAAGCCCCAAGGAGACCUUUUUGAGCCUACAGAUUUCUACCCACCUGAAAUCGCGGCGGCUAAAAUUAAAGAAAUCCAAACUUGGCUGAAGUCCGUGGAAGCGAAAAAUUUCGAACGGGUCCCCUUGGAAGCUGAACAACUUGACUCGGAUGUCGUGGGCGCGAUUGAAGCUGCCGCAGAUGAAUGGUUUCGUCAUAAGCGCACCGGCAUUCCCCAGAAGAUAAAAGGCGUUCCACGGAAUGCUGUCCUGAAACCUGCAGAUGCUGAACAUCGGUUGGGAAAUCAAAUAUUCGGCCUUGGUGAUAGAGUUAUUUAUGCACAGGAUUCCGGCAAAGUUCCAAUUGCUACUAAAGGUACCAUAGUUGGUUUGACGCGUACAGCUAGAACAGUGCUGCUAGAUGUGAUCUUCGACGUUUCUUUCAUGAGUGGCACUACACUUGCCGGCCGUUGCUCGCCAUUCCGCGGCCAAACAGUUGCCGCAUCCUCGGUGUUGAAUCUCACAUACAAACAACUUAUUGCCAUGACUCGAGCGUCCAAUGAGCAGGUCAGGGCACAGCAACAAGCUCCAGCUCAACAAGGCUACGGUGCUCCUCUUGGUCCUGGUGGAGCAGGACAGUUGAGGGACGCUCCCACGCCGCCACCAUUAAGAGGGUCAUAUCGAUCUGCCGUCAACGGGCAAGACAACUCAAGAGGAAUGGCCCGUGGGCGCGGUAGUCCCCGUGUUUUGCCAUUCCGUCAUCAACCGCAUCAUGAUCACGCACCACCCCAGGCGUCAGAAACCUCCCCGGGACGGAACUGGCGGGGCAACGGCCACCACCACCACCAGCAGCACCAUCACCACCAACAGCAGGGCAAUGAUAGCACUCGUCAGAAUACGGACAGUGAAACGGCCGCACGCCCAGCGGCGUCUCGCGGUCGUGGUCGCGGAAGAGGAGGAAUCGGAUCAACCCAGCUUCCUCAUUCGCGUGGUGGGUAUGUAUCUGUGGAGAAGGUCGACCCUGGUGCAGGCGUUAUAAUGAAUAACCCGAAUUUCAGGCCAAGAUCUCACAAUGCUGUUCCACCCCCUGCAAACUUGAACCAACGGGGUGCAUACCGCGGUAGAGGGUUUGCUAAUCGUGGAUCCCCACGCGGGAGAGGUCGUGGGAGAGGAACAGCGACUGCUGAGAGCCAAAAGACCUGA
Messenger RNA from Uncinocarpus reesii 1704, 4119 nucleotides. RefSeq lists its product as uncharacterized. NCBI's taxonomy places the organism in Eukaryota, Fungi, Ascomycota, Eurotiomycetes, Onygenales, Onygenaceae. Gene Ontology annotation, cellular component: nucleus. Bases 1 to 4119 code for a protein of 1372 amino acids. Gene Ontology annotation, biological process: rRNA catabolic process; nuclear-transcribed mRNA catabolic process. The transcript has 3 exons. Gene Ontology annotation, molecular function: 5'-3' RNA exonuclease activity; RNA binding. The record is from RefSeq and is a predicted model, not a curated record.